Salvia hispanica is the source of this 1155-nucleotide messenger RNA. NCBI's taxonomy places the organism in Eukaryota, Viridiplantae, Streptophyta, Magnoliopsida, Lamiales, Lamiaceae. The record is from RefSeq and is a predicted model, not a curated record.
CCGGACAAAAAUGCAAACGAUGUUACAGCUGCGGAUAUGUUCAAAGAGGUCACAUUCUCAUAUAACAUUUUGUCUGAUACGGAUAAAAGGCGGCAGUAUGACACAGCAGGUUUUGAGGCUGUCGAAUCAGAAAGCCAAGAACUGGAACUUGACCUUUCAAGUUUAGGAACUGUUAAUACGAUGUUUGCUGCAAUUUUUAGUAAACUUGGAGUUCCUAUCAAAACUACUGUAUCGGCCACUGUUCUGGAGGAAGCACUAAAUGGGGCAGUAUCAAUUCGUCCACUCCUGCUGGGACAAUCUUUGUGCAGGAAGGUUGAGAAGCAAUGUGCUCACUUUUAUUCUGUAACCAUAACAGAAAAGGAAGCACAGGCAGGACUUGUUUGUCGAGUUUCUUCAUCAGAUAAGAGCAAGUUUAAGCUAUUGUACUUUGAUCAGGAAGAGAAUGGUGGACUAUGCCUUGCUUUACAGGAGGAUAGCUCAAAAGCAGGGAAGGUUACAUCUGCUGGGAUGUAUUUUCUCGGAUUCCCUGUAUAUCGGAUGGACCCUGCCCAUAACUCUGCGACUGCUGUGAAAGAUCCAGAUGCUGCUUUCUUUAGAAAGCUGGAUGGAUUUCAGCCAUUUGAAAUAACUGAACUCAAAGCCGGCAUCCAUUAUUUUGCAGUUUAUGGUGAUAAUUUUUUUAAAAGUGUAAGCUACACUAUAGAAAUUCUUUCUGCUGAAAUCUUUUCUGAAGAGAAGGAGGACCUUAGAUCUGUUGAAGCUCAAAUAUUGUCAAAAAGAGUGGAGCUUUCCAAAUUUGAAACCGAAUAUAGAGAGGUGCUCGCUCAAUUCACCGAGAUGACAAGUAGAUACGCUCAAGAAAUGCAAGCUAUUGACGAGCUUCUCCAACAGAGGAACGAGAUACAUGCUUCUUAUACAACUGCUCCACAAAUAAAGCGCAGCAGUAGUAGUCGAAGCAAGAAUAAAGCCACAGUGAAGGAGGGUGAUGAUUGCCAAGGGAAGGAUAAGAAGCAGUCUAGAGGAGAGAGGUCGAAAAGAAGAAAUGGUACAACCUUCACCUAAAAGGAGACAAAAAGAAGCCUUGUGGAAUGGAUUGAGUAAUAAUACUAUUACUUGUCUCUCAUCAGUCUGUUUCUUUGUAUGGUCUUCCAGCUG